AAACUGACUCAACGUUUCGAAACCCAGCCUUGGCUAUACUGUUUCCGGGUUUCGUUUCACUUUAUUAAAAAUGUUUUCUCGUUUUACGGAUUUUAAUAAGAAACACAACACAACUAUAACGGACGUUGAUAAGAGGAAGUUUACCGAAGUAUUUGAACAAUGUGAUGAAGAUAAAAAUGGUUACUUGAAUAGAGAAGACUUGAAAGUUGCAGUAGUCAUGCUGUUUGGCUAUAAACCUUCCAAGGCUGAGACUAAUGCAAUGAUGGCAUCAAGCAUACAAGCAGGCUUGCCAGGUUUACCAUUGGAACGUUUUUUAAACCUAAUGACCUCAAAGUUAAUUGCACAAGAUGAAUAUGAAAAGACAAGACAAGUCUUCACAGCAUUUGAUGUUUCCUGCCGGGGUUUUCUAACACUUGAGGACUUUAAAAGAGCCUUUGCUUGUGUUGCAUCUCAUUUACCAGGACAAACAGUACAAGAAACUUUCAGGGAGGUUGACCGGGAUUCUGAUGGCCAUGUGAGCUUCAAGGAUUUUGAAUUCAUCUUACGCUACGGAGAAGACCAAUAGUGCUGCUGGCCGAGUUUUGUACAUUAAACCAUUCUCAUAAA
This is a messenger RNA of Erpetoichthys calabaricus (reedfish), 606 nucleotides long. RefSeq names its product EF-hand calcium binding domain 11 (gene efcab11). The transcript is spliced from 6 exons. NCBI's taxonomy places the organism in Eukaryota, Metazoa, Chordata, Cladistia, Polypteriformes, Polypteridae. The record is from RefSeq and is a predicted model, not a curated record. Gene Ontology annotation, molecular function: calcium ion binding. Bases 71 to 565 code for a protein of 164 amino acids.